Messenger RNA from Notolabrus celidotus (New Zealand spotty), 969 nucleotides. RefSeq names its product olfactory receptor 11A1-like. Gene Ontology annotation, molecular function: G protein-coupled receptor activity; olfactory receptor activity. The transcript is spliced from 2 exons. Gene Ontology annotation, biological process: G protein-coupled receptor signaling pathway. NCBI's taxonomy places the organism in Eukaryota, Metazoa, Chordata, Actinopteri, Labriformes, Labridae. Gene Ontology annotation, cellular component: membrane. The record is from RefSeq and is a predicted model, not a curated record. The coding region runs from base 1 to 969 and encodes 322 amino acids.
AUGUCUCCAUACAACCUGGUCCUGCUGCAGGUCCUCUGCUUAUGGUUAAUGAGGCUCGGUGGCUUUUCUGAAACCAGGGUUUUAAAACCCUUGUUUUUCAUGAUUGUAAUGUUUAUCUACACGUUAAUUCUGUGUGCCAACCUGUUGCUCAUUGUUGUUAUCUGUAAGAGCAGGAGCUUACAUGAACCUAUGUAUAUAUUUCCAUGCAGUCUGUUUGUUAAUGAGCUGUUUGGUAGUAUGGGGUUCUUCCCUCUCCUCUUGGUUCAGAUUCUCUCUGACAGUCACACUGUUUCUGUUCCUUUGUGUUUCCUGCAGAUCUUCUGUGUGUACUCAUAUGUAACUGUAGAGCUUUUUAUUUUAGCCGUCAUUUCUUAUGACAGAUAUCUUGCCAUCUGUUAUCCUCUGCAAUAUAACUCUCUUAUGACAUUUAAAAAGGUUGCUGUGCUUAUUGCAGUGUCAUGGUUAACAUCUUUUUUUAAUGUUGUUUGCACAGUGUCCUUGAAUUCUACUCUGCAGCUGUGUGGGAACAUUAUUGACAAUGUUUACUGUAAUAGCUACUCCAUAGUUAAACUGGCCUGCUCUGACACCACAAUAAAUACAAUUUACGGCAUAGUUUUGCUCAUGAUCACAGUUAUUGCUCCUCUGAUUUUGAUCUUAUAUACUUACAUGAGGAUUCUUAAAGUGUGUUUCUCUGGUUCCAAAGAGACCAGACAAAAAGCUGUCAGUACCUGCACACCUCACCUGGCCUCUCUGCUCAACUUUGCUUUUGGAAUUUGCAUUGAGUUUAUUCAGAGCAGGCUGAAUAUGAGCGGAGUACCAAGUCUGCUGUCCGUAUUUUUAUCCGUAUACCUUAUGACAUGUCAGCCGAUCCUAAACCCAGUCAUGUACGGCCUGAAAAUGUCCAAAAUAUUCAAUAUAUGUUUAAGCCUGUUUUGUUCUAAAGCUCUGAUUAUCCAACUCAAUCGUUGA